This is a messenger RNA of Aspergillus steynii IBT 23096, 832 nucleotides long. RefSeq lists its product as uncharacterized. The record is from RefSeq and is a predicted model, not a curated record. The transcript has 4 exons. Bases 1 to 708 code for a protein of 235 amino acids. Gene Ontology annotation, biological process: 'de novo' protein folding. Lineage: Eukaryota; Fungi; Ascomycota; Eurotiomycetes; Eurotiales; Aspergillaceae. Gene Ontology annotation, cellular component: endoplasmic reticulum membrane; endoplasmic reticulum.
AUGAUCGUGGGGUACCUGUAUCUCGGCUUGCUGGCAACGACCGCGAGUGCUGCAAAAGUCGCCGAUCUAGUCGGUACUUGGUCUACAAAGUCCGGCAGCGUUGUGACAGGUCCAGGCUUCUACGAUGCCGUCAAGGACAAGCUGAUCGAGCCGGAUCUACCGGGCAUCUCCUACUCGUUCACGGCCGACGGUCACUAUGAAGAGGCCUACUAUCGCGCCCUUGCGAAUCCCACGAACCCUUCGUGUCCGAAAGGGAUUAUGCAAUGGCAGCAUGGCACCUUCACCAUGGACAGCGAUGGCUCUCUAGAAUUGUCGCCCAUCGAGAGAGACGGACGCCAGCUCGAGUCAGACCCGUGCUCGUCCUCCCUGGGGACAUACACGCGAUACAACCAGACCGAACGCUUCAAUUCCUUCAAGGUUUCCGUUGAUCCUUACCACAACGUUCAACGUCUGGAUUUGUUCUCUUUUGACGACUCGCCCAUGCAUCCGAUGUACAUCACCUACCGGCCGCCACAGAUGCUCCCGACUAGCCCCUUGGAGUCAGUAACCAAGGACGCAAAGCGCAAACGCGAUGUCGGCAGCCAGACCGAGUCGCCUUUUCGCAUGGCGAACUUGAUUAAGCGAGAAGAUCUUGUCAACCCGGAUCGAUGGCUGUGGCUGGGUAUUUUCAUGACUGCCCUCGGCGGAAUUACUGUAUUCUGUUCCUGACAUCUGGUUGGGUGCAUCGAGAAGGCUGGUUAGUGACAGACUGGGAAUUGGAAACCAUGGAUAAUAUGGAUAAUACGGGCGUAUAGAUGGGGCCUUCACAUACAACAUUGGCGCUGGAAGGAUU